Molecule: messenger RNA, 418 nt
Organism: Macrosteles quadrilineatus (aster leafhopper)
Lineage: Eukaryota; Metazoa; Arthropoda; Insecta; Hemiptera; Cicadellidae
Product: peptidoglycan-recognition protein SC1a/b-like
Exons: 3
Coding region: 109-396 (95 amino acids)
Biological process (GO): peptidoglycan catabolic process
Molecular function (GO): N-acetylmuramoyl-L-alanine amidase activity
Source: RefSeq, a predicted model, not a curated record
AUAAGCGGAUGAUGGUCCAAGGUUUCAUUUACCGUUGACACCGACACGCCUCCUUGCAAUAGUCCAACAGAGUGUGUUUCUACAGUGAGGGAGAUACAGCACAGACAUAUGAACCAGGACAAUCUACCAGACAUAGCCUACAAUUUUCUUGUCGGAGGUGACGGGAAUGUUUAUGAAGGUAGAGGCUGGUAUACAAAACCCCAGAAAUUUCUCACAGACCCUAAAUGUAGCGAUAAGACUAUCGAUAUAGCAUUCAUUGGAAAAUAUGGCUAUCCAGAUGUAGAGUACCCCUGGGCUCUUCAUGAUAAAGCUACUGAAUUGUUACUGGAAGGGCAAGACAGACACAUUGUGGUUUUAAACCUACUGUUAUUGUAUCCAAAAGAAGCCGAUGAUUGAACAAAAUAUAGAUGUAAAUUAA